Messenger RNA from Equus caballus (horse), 4093 nucleotides. It is a transcript of the gene CCDC30, whose product is annotated as coiled-coil domain containing 30. NCBI's taxonomy places the organism in Eukaryota, Metazoa, Chordata, Mammalia, Perissodactyla, Equidae. The record is from RefSeq and is a predicted model, not a curated record.
GGAUUGAACCCCUUGCUACUGCAGAAGAACAACUGUCUUUUAUCUGGUGCUUAUUCUAGCACGAUGAAGACAGGCUGAGGGCUGCUACCAGAAAUCUAGAAGAGCUUUCGGUGAAGCACAUGGAAGAAAUGAAAGAAGUGGAAAAUUGUGCAAACCAUGUCUGUAACUUAACAGAAGAAAGAGAAGGAUUUUCUAGUGGUUAUGAAAAGGAAAACGAACAGCUUAGACAUGAGUUUAAAGAGCUCCAAGUCAAACAGGAGGCAAAAAUAAAGGAGGUUGAAGAAAUGUUGUAUCAAGAAGGCUUAUCUGAUAUAGCUCUGAGCAGCCCCAGUGAACAGACUGCGUACUUACUGGUGGAAAGAAGUGCACUCUUGAGGAAACUGGAACUUGGGGGCCCCAAGGCAGAGUCACAAAGAUGUAUGAGCAGUAACCUACUGAAAGAAUUUCCCCAGGAGAAAUUUGAACAAAUCAACCAACCUCUGCAAAGAGAACAUCAGAAACAUCAGGAACCUGUGCAUCUGUCUAAAGAACAUCUGAGUGAGUCCCAUAAUGAAGACCUGGAAAAAGAGAAAGUAUCACAAAACUGCCUAGAGAGAGAUGUGGAACAAGAAGCAAAGAAGCUGGAAAUGGCCCAUGAAGAGAUCCGAAGGCUCGCUGAUGAACUACAAGGGAAGGAGAAAGAACAGAGUAAAUCAGAUUCUGCACUUGAGAAGGCUCAACUAGAAAUUGAGAAAUUGAAAGGACAUUUGAUAAAGCUGAAAGAAAAUGGUUCAAUUGACUUACAGAAAGCAAAGGAACAUAAUAAGAGACUGGAUGAGGAAAUCCUGGCUUUAAGAAAUCGCGUUCGAUCACUUGACUCAGAAAAGAAAGAGCUUGGAGAAGUGGUCGAAAGACUUAAAGGAGAGAUUGGUGAAUCUCCAGAGAAUAAGCAACUUGGAAACCUCUCCCCUGGCAAAACUGUGGGUGCUGAACAGAGAACACAGAUAUUGAAAAUGAGCCAAGAAAAAAUUGAAAUAUUUGAAAGUGAGUUGUCAGAAGAAGGAGAAAGGAGAAAGCAAUUGACAUCUGAUCUUAAUACUGUACAGAAGGCUUUGAAAGUUGACAGUGAGGAAUUACAAAAAUCAAAAUCAGAACUUAUAUGCCUUUAUCAUGAAAUUCAAAGUCUUCCAGGGGCAGCAGAAGACAGAGACCAUUUUUUAAUAGCAUAUGACCUGCUACAAAGAGAGAAUUCUGAAUUAAAAACGAAGGUCUUGAGGCUGUCACAAGAGUUCGAACAGUUAAAUCAUUUUACUGUAGGGAGAAAGACUCCAGCUGAUAAUUUAAUUACAAGUGAAAAUAUCUGUAAAGAUCUUGUGUCUCACAUACCAAUUUUGGAAGUAGAGAUUCAAAGCCCAAAGGAAGAGAAAGUGGAACUCUGUCCUGAACUAGGAGAAAGCCAGCAGAAGGAAAUAGCAGAGGAGUCAGUAAAAGAGGGCACUUUUCCAAGAGAGGGGCGGAAGGAGGCGAGCUCACAGCAGAACCGAGAUGUGAACCGGGAAGAACAGCAGUUGCCCUUGAAGCCUGAGGAAGCCAUGAGGCUUAGAGAAGAGCUGAGCCGUAUAAAUCAGAGCCUCCUUCAGUCUCAGAGCUCUGGGGAUAGUUCAGAUGACGCUAGUGCCCAGGAUCCAUCACCUGGAGAAAAACUGAAAUACCAGCAGCAAGAGGAACUACAACAACUUCGCCAGAAUUUGCACCGGCUCCAGAUUCUUUGCAACUCAGCUGAGAAGGAGCUUCGAUAUGAGCGAGGAAAGAACUUGGACUUAAAGCAACAUAAUAGCUUACUUCAGGAAGAAAGCAUUAAGAUCAAAAUUGAACUAAAGCAGGCCCAGCAGAAGUUGUUAGACAGUGCAAAGAUGUGCUCAUCACUCACGGCAGAGUGGAAGCACUGUCAGCAGAAAAUCAGAGAACUGGAGCUGGAAGUACUUAACCAGGCUCAGAGCAUUAAAUCACAGAACAACCUACAGGAAAAGCUGGCUCAGGAGAAAUCCAAAGUUGCUGAUGCAGAGGAAAAGAUCUUGGAUCUGCAGCAGAAAUUAAAGCAUGCUCAAAAAGUCUGUGUCACAGACACUUGUGUUUUGGGGAAGAAGCAACUAGAAGAAAGGAUAAAAGAAGCAAUGGAAAAUGAAGCUAAAAUAAAGCAACAAUACGAGGAAGAGCAGCAGAAGAGGAAACUCCUGGAUCAGAAUAUAAGUGAGCUACAAAAGCAAGUGAAACUCUUACAGGAUAAAGAGAAUCAACUGGAAAUGACCAGUUCUCAGCAACAAAUCAGAAUUCAGCAACAAGAGACCCAACUUAAACAAUUGGAAAAUGAAAACAGAAAAUCUGAUGAGCAUCUCAAGAGCAACCAGGAGUUGUCGGAGAAGCUGUCUGGGUUGCAGCAAGAGAAAGAAGCUCUGUGUGAAGAAUACGGGCAGUUUCUGAAGCAGCUUGAUGUGCAUGUGAGAAACUAUAAUGAGAAACAUCAGCACUACAAAGCCAAGCUUCGGAGAGUCAAGGAUCGUUUAGUGCAUGAAGUAGGACUACGAGAUGAGAGAAUCAAACAACUUGAAAAUGAAAUUGGAACACUGCAGCAACAAGUGAAAAUGGAGAAGACAUUCCAGGACCAGAUCACUGCCCAAAAUAAUAUCCUGCUCCUAGAAAAUAGGAAACUUCUGGAGCAACUCACAGAGCAAGAAGAACUGAUCCACAGCAACAAAUGGAUAAUGUCUUCAGUCCAGAGCAGAGUACUUGUGCUGGAUAAAGAAAAUAAGCAAUUACAGGAAAACAGUCUCCGGCUCACACAGCAAGUUGGCCUCUUAGAGCGCAUUAUAAGGAGCGUCCAGAUUCGCAGAGGAGAGGAAACAACAAUUAGUGACAUCCCUGAAUUUGAAGCAUUGAACAAAAUCUUGCCCUUACCAAACUCCAGUUUUUCAGAAACAGGUUUGGUAGAGUCAGUUGGAAGUCUUCAGGAGACUGAAGAGCACGAGUCAGAAGAAGCCAUGGCAAACCCCAAGGCUCUCGAGCCUCUUUCAUGUUCACAGAAUUCCAAAGCUGGACCCAUAAACGUGGCUUCUCUGAAAGAGAGACGAUGUAUGCAAGAACAGGACCAAAAGUCAGAACUAUAAAAUCAGUGGUUUCUAAAACUAGACUGAUCAAAGCUGCUAGCUGACAGCUUGGAUGUGAAGGUGGAACGUGACAUGGAGAAGAGUCAUCACAGAUCCCCACUGGGCAUCAACCAGGAGUCUUCAAAACUGCUGAUAAAUUCAUUAAACCAGUUCUAAAAGUGGAUUUCUCAAGUUUGUUUGAUAUCCUCAAAUGCCUUGUAUUGAUCAAUGUCAUAACAAGUUCAAUGGCUUAAUUAGGUUCCUGCUCAGCAGAACACAUAUAUGGCUAAUUCAGCAUACUUUACCAUUAUUGUGAGUAGUUUCUUAUUUAUUUUUUAAAAGUAAAAUAAAACAAAUACUUUAAAAAGGAAAAACAACACUUCCUAUAAUCCCACAUUCUUAACACAACUAUUUUCAUUUUAGAGUUAUUUCCUUCCGGUUCUGAUUCAAAUGCAUGAAUUUUAAAUGGUUAUCAUACUACAUAUUCAUUUUCAUAGUCUGAUUUUUAAUUUAAUAUACCAUAAAACAUUUUCUCAUAUUUUAAUAGUCUUCAUAACUAUUGUUUCAUAGCCACCUGAUAUUCUAUCAUGUUGAUGUUGUAUAAAUUUUCUUGUUGACAUUUAACUUGUUUCUACUUUUUCACUAUUUAAGAUUAUGCUGUAGUGAAAGUCUUUGUGAAUGUAGCUCUUUUCUUCUCUUGAAUUAUCCUAGAAAACAAAUUCACAAGAUUGGGUCAAAGGAUAUAGAUGUUAUAUAGUUUUGGUAUGUCAUUUAUUGAAUUACUUUAAAAAAAAAAGUUGUGCAUACUGUUUCCAUAGUCAAGUUAUUCAACCUCUUUAGGCCUCAAUUUCUUGAUCCAGAAAAUGGGAACAAUAAUAGUUCCUAUCCCUUGGGGUCAUGAGGACCAAAUGAAAUGAAGCGUGUAUUUAGCACUUAGUAACUGCUUAAUAAAUGCUAGAUAUCAUCAUUUA